Eleginops maclovinus (Patagonian blennie) is the source of this 3314-nucleotide messenger RNA. Its product is annotated as inactive dipeptidyl peptidase 10. Gene Ontology annotation, molecular function: serine-type peptidase activity; potassium channel regulator activity. The transcript is spliced from 19 exons. Gene Ontology annotation, cellular component: voltage-gated potassium channel complex; plasma membrane. Lineage: Eukaryota; Metazoa; Chordata; Actinopteri; Perciformes; Eleginopidae. The record is from RefSeq and is a predicted model, not a curated record. Gene Ontology annotation, biological process: proteolysis; regulation of potassium ion transmembrane transport. The coding region runs from base 283 to 1944 and encodes 553 amino acids.
UAAUUUGGGGGGUAGCUAAUCUGUGUGUGUGUGUGUUGCAGAGAUCUGCAGGAGCUUAAUCCUCCGGAGAACGAGAAGGCGGCGCUGCAGUUCGCCUCCUGGGGGCCGCAGGGGAACCAGCUGGCCUUCGUGUUUGAUGGAGAUAUUUACUACCAGCCGAGCGUGUCCAGCAGGGCGCUGCGGCUCACCGACUCCGAGCCCGAGCAGAACCUGCGGAACGGACUCUCCGACUGGACCUACGAGGAGGAGGUACUGCUGUCGUACGCCGCUCACUGGUGGUCGAUGGACGGAGCUCGGCUGGCGUACCUCACCAUCAACAACACGGCCACCCCCGUGAUGGAGAUCCCCCGGUUCCUAGGGGGGCUCUACCCCUCCAACAUGGUCUUCCCCUACCCCAAGGCUGGCUCCGGCAUCCCGUCCGUCAGCCUGUUCGUGGUGAAUCUGUACGGCCCGGCUCACACCCUGGAGAUGAUUCCUCCAGACGCCCUCAGAGCCAGAGAGAGCUACAUCUCCAUGGUGUCCUGGAUCAGCAGCACCCGCCUCGCCGUGCGCUUCCUGAACCGGGUCCAGAACCAGUCGGUGCUGUGUGUGUGUGAGGCCACCACCGGAGCCUGCUCAGAGAAACACAAAAUGGCCAUGGACAUAAUGCAGAACCAGCGACAGGACGUGCCGUUGUUUUCUUCGGACGCCUCUAUGUUUUACUCGAUCCUCCCGGCGAAGCAGGGGGCUCGGGGGGAGUUCCUCCACGUGGCCGCUCUCUCAGCACAGGCGGCCGUCCCCUCCAUCCCGCCUCGUUUCCUGACGUCGGGCAGCUGGGAUGUCUCUUCGCUCUGCGCUCUGGACGAGGAGGCCGGGAAGCUAUAUUUCCUGAGCGCAGAGGAGUCCAGACAGAGCCGACACCUGUACAGUGUGGAAGUGGACGGAGAGUUUGAGCGCCGCUGUCUCUCCUGUAAUCUCAUCGAUGGGUGUCGCUUCUUCUCAGCUGAAUUCAGCCCCAACCAGACACACUUCACCCUGUACUGCAGAGGACCAGGAAUCCCUAAAGUGACAGUUCACAGCACAACGGACCCCUACAGGUUCGUGGUGCUGGAGGACAACAGUCCUCUGUCUGCAGCUCUGCAGGACAAGAGGCUUCCUGAGACUCUGUUCAGGACCGUCUCUGCAGAAAACCACGACCUGCACCUGAAGCUCUCCCUCCCUCAGGGCUACGAGGCCAACCUGCACCCCCUCCUCUUCAUGGUGGACGGAGAGCCGGGUCAGGCAGUGACGGAGGAGUUCUCCAUGGACUGGCCCCAGGUGCUCUCCGGGGCCCACGGCGUUGCUCUGGCCUGGGUGGAGGGCCGCAGCGGGGGGGGCCGAGGACAGAAGAGCCCCUCCCUGGAUCCUCGCAAGCUGGGCUCCAUCAGAGUGAAGGACUACCUCUCAGUGGUGGAGCUGCUGAGGAAGCUGCCGUACAUCGAUGAUCGCCGGAUCGUUCUCUACGGAAAGGCGUUUGGUGGAUAUUUGUCUCUGAAGAUGUUAGCAGCGACGGAGAAUCUGUUCCAGUGCACGGCGGCCGUCGCUCCCAUCACAGACUUCAGGCUCUACAGCGCUGCGUUCUCAGAGAGGUAUCUGGGUCUCCCAGCGAAGGAGGAGCACGCAUACUCGACGGCCUCUCUGCUGGAGGAGGUGAACAAGUUGAAGGACGAGAACUUCCUGAUCCUGCACGGGACUGCAGACGCGAGGGUUCACUUCCAGCACAGCGCGGAGCUGCUGAGCCGGCUGGUGAAGGUGGAGGCGAACUACUCCCUGCAGCUGUACCCGGAUGAGGGCCACGUCCUGAGGGCCCCGCGCAGCAUCCAGCACUACCAGAGGACGCUGGUGAACUACCUGCACAGCUGCCUGCAGAACAGUGCCCUCCUGCAGCCUGCGGAGGAGGAGGAGGAUGAGGAAGAGGAGGACUGAGCCUGGGGGAAGGACUAUCUCUGGACUGGAUGUCACUUUAUGCAUCACUUUGGGAUUAUCUACUGAGCGGGGACCAAACACAUCCGAUCAGCUCCUGCAGACCUGCGGAGUCUGUACCGUUUACCUUGUUGCACACGUUGUUUCUGCUGUUUUACUCUUUGUGUCGGGCCAUGGUCGUUUACAAAACCCACUUCUGAGGAGGAUUCUGGUUCUGCCAAAGGUUUACAUUUUAAAGCGUGCAUGUCGUAACGGCUGCAUGACGUGGAGCAGUUUACAUUUUCUGUGUUUCGCAGAUCUGAGUUUCAACCAUCAGGAGGAAAAGUGCAGACUAUGCCAACAGCCGGGAACACACAGGAAGACCUAAAUACCAUUUUUUAAAUGUACCCUUAUUUUACCAGGAAUAUUACCAUAUUUAGAUUAAAACCCCUCAUUUAUUCAUUUAUAUAUUAUAGAUAUAUACAUUUUUACCUUUGUAUUAUCGCUAAAUAUUUCCAUAUUCCUCAGACUCCAUGUUUCCUUCAAUAAAUAUGUUAUCUUUAUUUCUAAUAAAUCUGAAAACUGGAAUUCCUUAUUUAUUUUACUUUUUAUUCUAUUUUUUUAUUCUUUAUUUUUAUUAAAUGUUACAACCUUUUUAGAUUAUUUAAAAUUGUAUUUAUCUAACAUGAAUAUAGCCUAUAUUCCUACGUGUUUAAACCCCUUUUUAUUUAUUUGACCUUUACCUUCUUACCUAUAAUAGAAACCUAAAACCAACCAGAAGUUCUUUAAAAUAGGACUAAAAGUCAGUCAUUAAAACUGUUAUAAUGUAGACUUUCAUCUUAGCUCUUAAGUAAGGUGUGAUCUGACGCCAACGCUCACUGUCCGUGGAAAACGUUCCAUUAUCUUUAAGUUAAGUCUAUAUUAUUUCUUAUAUGACAUUUCAUACACAGGUAAACUGAAGGUGCUUCACAGAAACACAUCAGAAAUAUGAGAUUCUCAACUCCAUUUCUUUAUUGUAAAAUCAUUGUUAUUUUGGGUCUUCUACACCGUGUGUCCCCGGCUUGGAUAAAGUGAAAUGUGCCAUUUUCUGGUUGCUUUAGCAUUUCUUGCAUCAUGUGAUUAAGAAUGGAACUGUGAAUAUUUACACCUCGAGCUCUGACUGCACCUACGGUUCUGUAGGUCGGUCUGUUGGAACGUUUGGCUUUCGGAUCAUUUGUUUCUCGUGUGUUGCAGAAUUUAAUCAUAUCUUUGGUCAAACUGAAUUUAUAGUCUACAGUGGUAGUGGGCGACAGACUUGAACCUCAAACUGGGAAACUGCAUGACGUUGGAUGAAUCGAUUGCCCUGACUCUCUGACAGGUCUCUCCUUUUUUUCCAACAAACCUUGACAAUAAAG